CCGGCCGCGCGGGCCCGUAUCCGGUGUCCGCCGCCCUCGUUCCGCCGCCGCCGCGAUGCUGUCUCGCGCCCGCUGCGUGUCCCGGGCGCUCAGCCGCUCGCUCUCCGCCUUCCAGAAGGGGAGCUGCCCUCCAGGGAGACGUUCCCUGCCUGGGGUCUCCUUAUGCCAGGGACCAGGUUACCCUGACAGCAGGAAGACUGUCAUUAACAACAGUAGUGUCUUCAACAUUCGCUUCUUCAGAACUACAGCUGUGUGCAAGGAUGAUUUGGUUACAGUCAAAACCCCAGCAUUUGCAGAAUCUGUCACAGAAGGAGAUGUCAGGUGGGAGAAAGCUGUUGGAGAUACAGUUGCAGAAGAUGAAGUGGUUUGUGAGAUUGAAACUGACAAGACAUCUGUGCAGGUUCCAUCACCAGCAAAUGGCGUGAUUGAAGCUCUUUUGGUACCUGAUGGGGGAAAAGUUGAAGGAGGCACCCCUCUUUUCACACUCAGGAAAACCGGUGCUGCUCCUGCUAAGGCCAAGCCAGCUGAAGCACCUACUGCCCCCAAGGCAGAGCUUACAGCAUCAGCCAUUUCUCCUCCUGUAGCCCCCAUCCCCACUCACAUGCCACCGGUGCCCUCACCCACACAACCUCCUUCUAGCAAACCAGUGUCUGCAAUAAAACCCACUGCUGCCCCUCCACUAAUGGAGCCAGGAGCUGGCAAAGGUCUACGUUCAGAACAUCGGGAGAAGAUGAAUAGGAUGCGGCAGCGCAUUGCUCAGCGUCUGAAGGAGGCCCAGAACACAUGUGCAAUGCUGACCACGUUCAAUGAGAUCGACAUGAGUAACAUCCAGGAGAUGAGGGCUCGGCACAAAGAUGCUUUUCUGAAGAAACAUAACCUCAAGCUGGGCUUUAUGUCAGCAUUUGUAAAGGCCUCAGCCUUUGCCCUACAGGAACAGCCUGUUGUCAAUGCAGUGAUUGAUGACACAACCAAAGAGGUGGUAUAUAGGGAUUACAUCGACAUCAGUGUUGCGGUGGCCACCCCACGGGGUCUCGUGGUUCCUGUCAUCAGGAAUGUGGAAGCCAUGAAUUAUGCAGAUAUUGAACGGACCAUCACUGAGCUGGGAGAGAAGGCUCGAAAGAAUGAACUUGCCAUUGAAGAUAUGGAUGGUGGCACAUUCACCAUCAGCAACGGAGGUGUCUUUGGCUCACUCUUUGGGACGCCCAUAAUCAACCCCCCACAGUCUGCCAUCCUGGGCAUGCAUGGCAUCUUCGACAGGCCUGUGGCCGUGGGAGGCAAGGUGGAAGUGCGGCCCAUGAUGUUCGUGGCACUGACCUAUGAUCACCGGCUGAUCGACGGCAGAGAGGCUGUGACCUUCCUCCGCAAAAUCAAGGCAGCAGUCGAGGAUCCCAGAGUCCUCCUCCUGGACCUUUAGGAGGAGGCCACAUGCCCUCCAGAUGGAUCCUGCAGGAACUGAAAACCAGUCUUCUCCCUAUCCCCUCUUGGGUCCUGGGUUAGCCUGGAGACAGGCGGGCACAUGCUGUUGACCUCAAUCAAAGAAGCAGGGCACUAUGUAA
Carlito syrichta (Philippine tarsier) is the source of this 1556-nucleotide messenger RNA. It is a transcript of the gene DLST, whose product is annotated as dihydrolipoamide S-succinyltransferase. Gene Ontology annotation, biological process: tricarboxylic acid cycle. The transcript has 15 exons. Gene Ontology annotation, cellular component: oxoglutarate dehydrogenase complex. The coding region runs from base 56 to 1414 and encodes 452 amino acids. Gene Ontology annotation, molecular function: dihydrolipoyllysine-residue succinyltransferase activity. The record is from RefSeq and is a predicted model, not a curated record. Lineage: Eukaryota; Metazoa; Chordata; Mammalia; Primates; Tarsiidae.